Messenger RNA from Scleropages formosus (Asian bonytongue), 1163 nucleotides. RefSeq names its product RAB, member of RAS oncogene family-like 3 (gene rabl3). The record is from RefSeq and is a predicted model, not a curated record. The transcript has 8 exons. Lineage: Eukaryota; Metazoa; Chordata; Actinopteri; Osteoglossiformes; Osteoglossidae. The coding region runs from base 17 to 718 and encodes 233 amino acids.
UGGAAACCCGUAGAAAAUGGCGUCGCUGGAUAGAGUGAAGGUGCUGGUGCUGGGAGAUUCAGGUGUUGGAAAGUCCUCUCUCGUUCACUUAUUGUGUCAGAAUCAGGUGCUGGGAAACCCUUCGUGGACAGUGGGCUGCUCUGUGGACGUUCGUGUCCAUGAUUACAAAGAAGGUACACCUGAGGAGAAGACCUACUACAUUGAAUUGUGGGAUGUUGGAGGAUCAGUUGGCAGUGCCAGCAGUGUGAAAAGCACUAGAGCUGUUUUCUACCACUCGGUCAAUGGCAUUAUUUUAGUACAUGAUUUGACGAACAAGAAGUCAUCACAGAAUUUGUACCGGUGGACCCUGGAAGCUCUAAAUAAAGACUCGUCUCCAACUGGAGUUAUAGUCACCAAUGGUGAUUAUGACAGAGAACAGUUUGCAGAGAAUCCAGUGCCUCUACUGAUGAUUGGAACCAAGUUUGACCAGAUUCCCGAGAACAAGCGCAAUGAAGUCUUGACCAGGACUGCUUUCUUGUCUGAGGAUUUCAAUGCUGAGGAGAUCAAUCUGGACUGCACCAAUCCACGGUACUUAGCAGCUGGCUCAUCAAAUGCAGUGAAGUUGAGCAGGUUCUUUGAUAAGGUAAUAGAAAAGAGAUACUUUACAAAAGAGUCAAAUCAGAUAACUGGCUUCACAGACAGAAAGCGCUUCAACUUCAAGAGCCUUCACUAUGACUGAAGCUGUCCAAUGCCUUCUGGCUGUUUGACAAGUGGUUUCAUUCAUCUCUGUGGGUGUGUGAAUACUGCUCUUAAGAACGGGCACCUUGUAUGAAAUGAUGCACUUACCCUGUACCACACAAAAGGCUGACAAAAGGACUUGCUAUUGUGGUUUCAAAUGUUUGUGCACUACAGGUGUUUAAAAUUCAUUUGUCUAUAAAAAAAGUUUUAAUUUCUAAAUGUAACAUCAAAUUUGAAGGGAGUAAUAUAAGUGGUGAAAAUCAUUGAAAAAGUACUAAGUGUUGUGCCAGUUGACCUGGGAACUGUGGGAUUAUUUUAGCUACUUCAUAUUCUACUUUUCUACUGUGAGCAUUUAGGGUUUGCUAUUACAAGGUGACAGCCACAGCUGCUACACUCUGCCCACAUAGCCUACCCAGCAGGCUGUAGCCUUUUUUUUUUUUUUUUUU